This is a messenger RNA of Rosa rugosa (rugosa rose), 2445 nucleotides long. RefSeq lists its product as uncharacterized. Lineage: Eukaryota; Viridiplantae; Streptophyta; Magnoliopsida; Rosales; Rosaceae. Bases 1 to 2445 code for a protein of 814 amino acids. The record is from RefSeq and is a predicted model, not a curated record. The transcript is spliced from 3 exons. Gene Ontology annotation, molecular function: nucleic acid binding; RNA-DNA hybrid ribonuclease activity.
AUGUAUAAAGCAGGAACUAUUGAUGCUGGAGCUUUGGAGGAAACUCUACAGGCUAUUUCUCCUUCUGUUACGGAAGAGAUGAAUACUUCUCUUUGUUCUCAAUAUACUUGUGAGGAGGUGAAGGAGGCUUUGUUUCAAAUGUAUCCUACAAAGUCUCCUGGACCGGAUGGAAUGCCGCCUUUAUUUUUCCAACAUUAUUGGGAGAGUAUAAGGGAUGAUAUUACUGAUUUGAGACCAAUUGCAUUGUGUAAUGUAAUCUACAAGUUGUGUUCGAAAGUUAUUGCCAACAGGUUGAAAUUAAUCUUGCCUCAGAUUAUAUCGCCUUUCCAUAGUGCCUUCAUUCCAGGUAGACUGAUAACUGACAAUACCUGGGCAGCUAAUGAGUUAGCUCAUUUUAUUCAUAACAAAAGAGCAGGUGAGGAAUAUAUGGCCUUGAAAUUGGAUUUGAGUAAAGCCUAUGAUAGAUUGGAAUGGGGGUUUUUACAGAAAGUAAUGGAGCGUAUGGGUUUUGCUCAUAGUUGGGUGAAGAUGAUUAUGCAGUGUGUUUCUUCUGUUCGUUAUUCAUUUCUGGUUCGAGGCAAGCCCCGGGGUUAUGUGGUGCCUUCUCGAGGAUUGCGGCAAGGGGAUCCUUUAUCACCGUAUUUGUUUCUCCUUGGAGCAGAGGGUCUUUCUGCUUUGCUAACAAAGAAGGCUGAUUUAGGUGUGUUACCUGGCAUUUCUAUUUGUGAUGGAGCUCCCAUGGUUAACCAUCUUCUCUUUGCAGAUGAUAGUAUGUUGUAUGCGAAUGCUAACUUACAGGCUUGUCAGGAAAUUAGUAAUGUAUUGACGGUGUAUGGGAAAGCAUCUGGGCAGCAAGUAAAUUUUCGUAAGAGCUCUGUUACGUUUAGUAAAAAUGUGGACCGUGAAACUCAGAAUUGGCUAGCCAGUUUUCUGGGUGUUACUGUAGUAGAGUCUCAUGAGAAGUACCUUGGUUUGCCUACAUAUGUUGGAAGGAAUAAAACUAGUACUUUUCAAUAUAUUCAAGAGCGUUUGGAUCAGAAACUUCAAGCUUGGCAGGGUCGGCUUCUUAGUGGUGCUGGCAAAGAUAUUUUGAUCAGGCGGAGUAUUUCUGAGGCUAGAAGCGUUUUAGUCCAAGGGGCACGUUGGCAAGUGGGAGAUGGGAAUGAUAUAUGGAUUGGUGAUCCAUGGAUACCUAGAGAUGCUCCAUUUCGGUUAUUACCUGUUCAGAGAGGUCGGGAUGCUGCUUGGAAGGUUCGUAACUUGUUGAAUAAUGAUGGCAGCUGGAAUGAAACUUUAGUACAACAGGUUUGUCAUGUUGAUGAUAUCCCCUUCAUUUUGUCUAUUCCUCUGAGUAGCCGAAGGGUCAAGGAUCGUUGGGUGUGGCAUUUUGAUUCUAAUGGGCGGUUUUCAGUUAAGAGUGCUUAUAAACUCUUAAUGGAGGAAGAGAUGGUGCAAGAGGUUUCCUUGCAAACACAAGAUCUAUGGACGAAGCUAUGGUCAACCAAUGUUCCAGGUACAGCUAAAAUUUUUCUAUGGAAGGUGUUGAACAAUUGUUUACCUACUAUAGUUAGAUUGUUAGAGAAACGGGUUCCUUUGGAGAUUCGGCCUUGUGUUCUUUGUGGAGUGGGGGAUGAGACAAUUGAACAUCUUUGUAGGCUAUGUCCGUUUGUGAAGGGAGUGUUGGAGGCCGUGCCUGGGAUAGAACACAUUGCCUAUUCUUCUAGUGCUAGGCAGUUGCAGUUUAUGGAGUGGUUUUGGAGUUGUGCGUCUAACUUGCCCCCUAAUUUAUGGACAACUUUUGUUUAUAAUUUGUGGGGUAUUUGGACGGAUAGAAAUAAUAGGGUGUGGGAUAAGAAGAACAUGGAUGUGAACCAAGUGGUUUUGCUUUUGUCGGCUCGUCUCCAGGAGUACCAGAGACACCAUGGUAAGGGCCAGGGUGGAGGAAGUCGGCGCGUAGUUCCAUGGAAACCUCCAAGUGCAGGGUGGGUGAAGAUUAAUGGUGCAUUCUACAAAGAAACAUGUACUGGGGGGAUUGGAGUCAUUAUUCGUGAUGAUAUGGGGAGAUGUUUAGGUGGUUAUUAUGCCUCAGUAUCUCAUGUUUCCUCUUCAGAACAGGUAGAAGCAUUGGCAGGGAGGGAGGCAGUCUCACUUGCUAUUCAGCGUGGCCUCUCUCCAGUUAUUUUUGAGACCGAUUCUCUUACUCUUUUUCAUGCUACUAAGCAGAGAGUCAUUCCCCAUACUUCCUUCAUUGGUCGUGUGUAUGAUGACAUUACCUUUCAUCUGCAGCAGAUGCCGGGUUCUUAUUUUACUCAUGCUUAUCGUCAAGCCAAUGUUGUGGCUCACACUUUAGCUCGUUUUGCUUGUUCUUCUUCUAGUUCUUUAUUUUGGGGCCUAGAGCCUCCAGCUUGUAUUGUUGAUGUACUAUCCAAGGAGUUUACCUCCUAA